Messenger RNA from Strongylocentrotus purpuratus (purple sea urchin), 4064 nucleotides. RefSeq lists its product as uncharacterized. The record is from RefSeq and is a predicted model, not a curated record. The transcript has 8 exons. Gene Ontology annotation, molecular function: protein binding. Lineage: Eukaryota; Metazoa; Echinodermata; Echinoidea; Camarodonta; Strongylocentrotidae. Bases 210 to 1502 code for a protein of 430 amino acids.
UGCACUGAUGCAAAGUGUUAGGCCUAGCCUUUUCUUCCCAUUGGUCGAUGAGUAAGCUAGCAGUGAUUGCAACACAAAUCAAUGCGCACAAAUUGAAAACUGGCUCAUCAAUGUGUUGCUGCACGAGUUGCUACACGUCCAUUGAACAGUUAGGCUCGCAACACCAUAUCUUUGACUUCCAACAUAGGAGAAUAGAAGCAUAAUUCACAAUGGGUGGAAAAGCAUCGAAAAAGCGAAGUGCGGGAUCUACGAUCCGGCAGUCGGGAGGCGCUGCCGCGGUGGAACCGUUAGCGUCGGGUGAUCAACGCCAACCUGGGCAGUCCAGCGAGCCAGAGCGAGUUGAUUCAAACACGCGUGGAGAUAACACUGAGAGUUCCGAAGCGGCUAUUUCUUCGAAGCAGGCGGUACCGAAAGAAGUGGUCGAGGCGAGUAACGCACACGAGGUAGCCGCGGUUACAACCGCAACAGAAAAGAAGACGCCCUGUGAACCUCAUGAUGGUGAAGAGUUGAUCGAAUCUUCAGAUGGGCUUGCUUUUCGGGAGAUCUUUGUACAGUAUAUCCCUGGUAAACCUCAUGCUCUCGCGGAGUUUGGAGCACUUCUUUACACUCAUCAUGAUCGCCAUGAGUUCAUGGAUAUUGAUGGUACAGGACUGGCUCGAGCUGCCGGGCUGAGACACCAUGAUGAACUAAUAAGCAUCAAUAACCCACAGUCGGACAUAAGCAGUGCUAGCCAGCUAGCAGUUCUAGAAUGUUUCUCAGAUAUUGGCACUCAGAUUGGAUUGGUUAUUAAGCGGAAACAGCGGAAACAGGAGGAAACGUGGCUGAUUGCUUUUCAUCUCAACGAAAAGGAUAACCGGCCAGUUGUGGAGAACAUAUUCAGCAAAAUUAUUAUUUUGGACAGCUUGCUCAUACCAGUCAUUCCCGUUGACAGUGCCUUCGACGAAAACCCUGUUUAUUCCUAUGACUGUUCCGCACAAGUGGAAAUGAUACUUGAAGAUGGCGACCGGCACAUGGAGAUUGAUACUGACAAGGCGACCUACGUUUUAUAUAAAGAGAUCGUGACUCUUAAUUACUACGAAACGAUAUUUGGUACUGUUCCCGGUUUAGCGCUUUCCAUCUCAACACCAGAAUCGUCCGACCGCGAUUUGGACAAUGGAAUCGACUCCGAUUGUGACAAAGAUGAUAGUUCGAUGUGCAUUGAGGCUGUCGAUGUUGGUCCUCUCAGCGUAGUCUCCUUUCCCUCCUACAUGACGGGGCCUGACCCGAUCCUGCAAAACAACAUGUUCUUUAUCAUGGCUAUUCUCCCUACUGGAUCAGAAGUCUUUAAGGCUGCCAACACACAAGACGGGACAGAACUAUACAUAUCAUCCGACGAAGAGGAUGCCAUGCUUUGGGUUGCAAGUCUGAGAGCAUCGUCUUCCAAGUUCCGUAUUGAAUCUGACGGCAAAGUUCUGAAAACAAGAGAAGAUUUUCUCAAACUAUUCAAAGCCUGUGACAGCUAAAUCCACAAUCAAUCAGAGCGUCUUCAGUUGUUCGAACAAAAUACAUCACCUAUUGCUCCACAACAUUUUUUAAUGAACCUUUGAUUAUAAAAUUAGGCAAAUCGAACAAUAAUGGUCUAUUAAUCAGUGAUUGUUAUCAAUACAUGUCUUGUAUAUAUCAUUCAUCUUUAUAAUAAUUAGGGUAAUGUACGUUUGCAUUAUUCCUACCGAUCCUACGCCGCAUUUAACGAUUUUUGCUCUGUCUUUUUCCACCUCUCUGACUCUACAUUAUUCACAUCUUGUCUCAUGUAACUGUAUCUGUUUAUGUCAUCUGUAUGCAAUAUGAUAACAAAUGGUGUUUGUUCAUUUACUUUCAAUUAGUUCUGUUCAUUUGCUUAGCUAAUUCGUAUUAUUUUUACGACAAUUUUGUUUUCUCUCAAUAUAGUCAAAGGGCCUACAUUUAACAAGCUAUACAGUUCUUAGUAGACCCCUCCACAUCUCCCCAUGAGUUUGUUGUUCUAGCUCUUAAUCUGUUCAUCUAUUCAUCAUUCUCUGUGUUUUUUAAAAUCAAAUCAAUGUCAAUAUUUGUCACAAACUUGAACAAUAUGUGAAAUAUGAAUGAAUAAUGAAUGAAUGAUUUAUAGAAUAUUUGAUAAAGAUAUGAACAUGUAAACAAAUCUUUAAAACAAGCAGACAUUAUACAAAUAUGUAGAAAGUAAUUUAAAAUGCCAUUUCCAGGUCGGAUCGUAAGAUGAAUAAAAUGUUGCGCAUGAACAGCUUUAGGAUAAAUUACAAUUGCAACUGUUGAAAUUUAUGAAAGUGUAAUCAAACUAGACUUAAAAUCGGUAAGUGAAAUGUAGAUUAGAAGAAGACUUGGAAAGUGUCAGAACGUCAUCACUAAUCCUUUCUGUGAAAUAUAAUCAAGAAAAACAUUCAACUUCGAUUACGUGAAUUGAUGAAAUAAAGUUGAUAGCUGUUUUUUUUCGUUAAACGUUUAGUUUUACGUUUGAAUUGUUGAUAGGAAGGAUCUUCAUGUAAUGGAGUCGUGGUUUCAUUUUUGGAGAGUAAACUACGUCAGACAACCAGGAGUUGAUUAGUUGAAGAUUAUUUGGUGAAUUUUGUAUUUGCGAACUUUCUACAUAAUAUGUCUGGCACCACCAUGCCUAUGGGUCCAUGACCGACGACACUAUAAGAAAAAGGGAAAGUGAACAAACGUUAGCCUAUCAGGGCCCUGUUUCAUGAAACUUGUUAUCAAUAACAAGUUACAAUAAUUGUUAUAAGCUACUGAAAUCGUGGCAUUGGAUUGGUGGAGAGCAACAUUUGUCAUAGAAAGGUAGAAUUUGUUAGUGAUAACAAGUUUUGUGAAACGGGGCCCUGAAUUCCAUUCAAGUCUGUAACCUUCGGCACUAGAGCAGUGUUACACACAUUCGAAUGUUGUUGUUUUUGUGUGCAAAAAUCUGUAUUAUUUGUAUACAUAUAUAAGUUGACUUUUAUAUCGGUCAGUAGAGUAGCUCUUGUGUGACGGUUGUUUAAAGAAACAGGAGACGUGGAAAUCAAAGUAUAGAAAUGCUAGUAUCUCUUUUACCCAAUUUCGUUUUACUGUUUAAUAAAUGGCGAUGUCGUUCACCAAAAAAGAGUCAUCUCCCCGUCCAUCGCCCUCCCCCGAUGACAUACAACAUGAUAGAGAAAUUUAUGGUACAUCUAAUUGAUAAGAAUUUUUUUUUUCGUAAAAGGUAGUUGUAAUUAAUUAAAUUAUGUUACCAGAUUCACUUACACGGAUUUAAAAACAUAACUUAACAGUUAACAGUUGGUUAUUUUUUCUAAAGGGUUAUAUUUUCAUCAAUUCAUUUACCAGUUAAUAUCUACUCAUUAAAUGACGUAAGAUGAAACAUAUCAUGACGAAGAUGAUAAUUCAUUGUAAUGUUUGACCUGAAAUAACCAUUUUUUCUCCUCGCUGGCAAAUGGGCAACCAUUUUUUUAAAAAUAUCAUUAAAUAUCAAUAGGAAUUAAAGCGCAUAGCGUUUUUCUUCUCUUUCAUCUUUCAUUUGGACAGGUACCUGCUUCUUUAUAUUACCUUGAUUUAUGAUGAGCGUUGUUAACGUAUGGUUGUCUCGUGUAAUGUCAUGUAAUAACUUAAUAUUAGUAAUCGACAACUAGUUGUUUGAUUAUUUCGUUCGUAUGUAUGAAAUAGACAUUGGUACAAUUGACGUCAUUUAUAUACUAUUAUAAUGAUCCAUGUGAUGUUUCAUUUGAGAUGAAAAGGCUUAAAUAAAAAUAAAAUACCCACAACAAACCAAAUGUAAUAAUGAUGUAUGGUGCGCACGAGGAGAGGUAAAGAAAGAAACAAUAAUUACAUAAUAUAUUAAAAAUUUAUAUAAAGGAAAUAUCAUGGAGGGCAGACGUUGAAAAGAAUUACUUCUGACAAAAAAUGUAAUUAUGUUUUAAAAUGUAUCGUUAGUCUUGUGAUAUAAGUAUAUUGUAUGCGUUUUUAAUUGUAAUCAUUAUGAUCAUAUGUUUUUUAUGUAAGUAUUACUCCAUUAAUAAAUGAUGAAGAAAAAAAUUAUUGAAAAACACACAAAAGUA